AACGAAACACUUAAAGAUGGAGGCUAAAAUGGUCAUUUGGAAAAAGAAAAAAAAAAGAAAAAAAGAGGUCUUCUUUUUAAUCUGUCCCUUGGUGUUGUGGUUUUGUUCCCUUUUCUGUGACUCUCGUACAAAAAUUGUUCUCUCUCUCCCCCACUUCUUCUUUUGUGUCUGCCAAAAACCAGUGUAUGCUUUCACCAAACGAAAUUAGAAGUUAGAACAGAGCAUGUUGAUGGAAUGGAAAUGACCGUUGUUUUGUUUCUGUGAAGUGACAACCACCCAGCUUCCCAGAUACUAGGGUGGAAGACAAUAAUGGUUCAUCAGGAUGAAGGGUGGCCUUUGGGAUUGCGACCACUGAAUGCAAGAGUUGGGUUGAUCAGAAGCCGGGAUUUCUCUGCUGGGUCGGUUUCAUUCAGCACUUUGGUCAGUGGCUCUCCCACCUUUUCCAUUGCCGCUUCUUCUUCUUCUUCUUCCUUAGAUCUUGAUACAGAGUCAACUGGGUCUUUCUUCCAUGACAAGAGCAUCACUCUAGGGCGCCUCAUUGGUGUUUCUGGCAUUAUAGGCCUCUCACGAAGAUCAACAAGGAGAGGGGCAGUUGAAACCUUCAAAGGCAAAAAGAACCACAAAUCCAAAACUUGGUUGUUUUCACUCUGCUCCAAGCUAACCAGCGACUCUGUGAAUGAGAGUAAUAACACUCCAUCCUUAGGUCACUUUCUUGAAGCAGAAAGGAGAGCAAGUAAUAACAACAUUAACAGAAGAAAUCACGGUGGACCAAAUGAAUACGGGACUGACAAUUUCUCACCGGCUGUGCCGGUUUCGGACCCCAACAGGCUAUUCGUAGACAGCCUAGUAGCAGCUGGACAGCCAAGUUCUUCAGAGAGAGCAGAUGGUGGAGCAAGAUCCAACAGGGAGCUAUUAGAAUAUGGCAAUGGAUUUGGAACUCCAUUAGUGUCUUCAUGUUUGUGUGGACAACUCGUGAAAUGAUUGACCCCUCAUUGGAAUUUAUAUUUAGUGAGCUCUGGAUUUAUUGUUCAUAAUAUUAAAAAUUCAGCUUGCAAAUUGUUUCAAGAGAAGAGUGUCAGGCUAGUGGUAUGUAACUCAUUAAUGGAGCCUAAGGGAAGGAGGUUUUUUAUACAA
Molecule: messenger RNA, 1134 nt
Organism: Prunus avium (sweet cherry)
Lineage: Eukaryota; Viridiplantae; Streptophyta; Magnoliopsida; Rosales; Rosaceae
Product: 60S ribosomal protein L36
Source: RefSeq, a predicted model, not a curated record